AUGUUGCGAACAGCCCACCCGAUGUAAAACACCAGCCGAUCACGCAAGCGAAGUUCGCGCUAUCCGGCAGCAACCGUGAGGAAACUCAGGAUUAUCGGCUUCUCGCACCGCGGCCCCACCGCACAGAUUAGGAUCGCCGAAUCGCUUACAGCGAUCAGCAACGGCGACGCGGGAAUCGAUAUGGUGAUAACGGUCGGAAAAGCGCUAGGCAGGGAACGCAAAUGCGCCGUCGACGAUAUCUCCAUGAUUGACAAGACCGCUGUCGUCGCCGGGGGUGAUACUCAGGGCGGUUUUCCGGAACGCCUGCUGUAUUUGAAGGUGGAGCUCAUUGGUAAGCUUUGCGGGAAAUGCACGAAUAUUGGGGUCGCGUUCGUGAAUACCCCCCCCCCCCAAGUAUGGCUCACGAAGAAUGAGGGCAGGGCGUAUGGAUAUGAGGGAGCGACAUUGAGGGAUUUGAGGACCAUGGGGGAGAGCUGCCGUAAAGACGUGUAA
Tuber aestivum (summer truffle) is the source of this 492-nucleotide messenger RNA. Lineage: Eukaryota; Fungi; Ascomycota; Pezizomycetes; Pezizales; Tuberaceae. The record is from the annotation of a GenBank genome assembly.